This is a messenger RNA of Syzygium oleosum, 1052 nucleotides long. Its product is annotated as 60S ribosomal protein L7-1. The transcript has 6 exons. Gene Ontology annotation, biological process: maturation of LSU-rRNA from tricistronic rRNA transcript (SSU-rRNA, 5.8S rRNA, LSU-rRNA). Lineage: Eukaryota; Viridiplantae; Streptophyta; Magnoliopsida; Myrtales; Myrtaceae. The record is from RefSeq and is a predicted model, not a curated record. Gene Ontology annotation, cellular component: cytosolic large ribosomal subunit. Bases 192 to 944 code for a protein of 250 amino acids. Gene Ontology annotation, molecular function: structural constituent of ribosome; RNA binding.
UGGGGAUUGUUAGAAUUAUUUAUUACUUAAAAAUUACAGCGAAAAAGAUAUAAUCGGCAGCGUUUAUUCUUUUUCGCUUAAACCUCUCGGCCAAACCCUAGUUCGCCGCCAGAAGUAGAAGCACGCAUUGUGGUCGUUCUUCUGCGCUCAUCCGCCGAUCAGUCCAGGGCUCUUUGAUUUGGGGGAAUUCGAUGGCGGAGGAGGCGGCGACGGCGGCGGCGCAGCCAUUGACGUACGUGCAAGAGGCUAUACUAAAGAAGAGGAAGAGCACCGAGGAAUUGGCCCUCCGGAGGAGAGCCCAGCUCCAGCUGAGCCAGAAGAGGUCGAAGCAAUCCAAGUCGAGCGACUUCAAAAUGCCCGAGCAGUUCAUCAGAGAUUAUAGAGACAAGGAACUUGAUCUCAUCCGAAUGAAACAUAGGGUUAAGAGACGAGUGCCGCCUGUAGCUCCAUUGAACUCGAAGCUGCUCUUCAUUAUCCGCAUUCAAGGGAAAAAUGACAUGCAUCCAAAAACUAAAAAGAUCUUAAACAAUCUGAGACUAAGAAGAGUCCUCAGCGGUAUCUUUGUGAAGGCAACUGAUGCAAUCCUGGCGAUGCUGCAAAAGGUGGAGCCGUAUGUCACAUAUGGGUAUCCUAACCUUGCCAAUGUGAGGGAGCUUAUUAUCAAGAAGGGGUUUGCAAACAUUGACAAGCAGAGAGUUCCUUUGACGGACAAUAACAUUGUUGAGCAGGAAUUGGGCAAGUAUGGCAUCUUAUGCACGGAGGAUAUAGUCCAUGAGAUCGCAAAUGUGGGUCCACAUUUUAAGGAGGUUACUAGCUUCCUGUGGCCUUUUAUGCUGAACAAGCCGGACGGAGGCCUAAGAAGAACUAAAAGAAUGUACAAGGAUGGGGGAGAGACUGGCAAUCGAGAGGAUCACAUCAAUGAACUAAUCAGCAAAUUGAACUAGCAUAGGCUGAUCUUGCUUGUGAAGACAGACUUGGACUAGUGAUACAGUUUUGUAAUUUGUGGCUCUUAUCUAAAUUUUGAAAUUAAUGCUAGUGGUAUUGCUUUCUUC